UUAUUAUUUAAUAAGUACUCUGGCAUUUUGGCUCUUCUCCACUCCAUCUGAGGGAAUCCAGACACUCCCUAGUCUCUGGUCCUGUCAGCUGGAAACCAGGGUUGCAGAGGAAGUGAACUUCAUGGCCCACUCUGAACACUUGGCCCAGCAUCCUGCCGUUGGCUGGUGGGUUUGGAGGCAGACAUAUUUCUGUUCCAAUUCAGGUACAUUUGAGAUGGACAGUCCUCUGGUUACUCAUGUGCUGAACACUGCAGAUGGGGUUCCUGCAGCACGCAUGGCCCUCAGUCUGCAUCGUCUAGACACUCAGAGGGUCCUCUGGAACCUUAUCACUACUGGAACCACAGAUGAGAAUGGAGACUGUUCAGGCCUCAUCACCAGACAUGAUUUCACUGUAGGGAUGUACAAACUACGGUUUGAGUCUGGACAGUAUUGGGAAAGUUUGGGCCAGACCAGCUUUUACCCAUAUGUAGAGAUUGUCUUCACAAUAACAGACCUGGACCAGAGGUUUCAUGUGCCUCUACAUCUCAGCAGAUACACAUACAGUGUCUUCAGGUGUAGCUGUAGGCAGUAGGAGGCACCUGAUUCAGCUCACCAUCUAUUUGCAAAGACCUUCAUGGGCUAAUUGGUUUCAGUCGAGUCCUGAAGUGCCAAAGCAUUUUCCAGAUGUGAACAUCCUUUUUUUAUCGCCUAUGAUUCGAGUCUAGUGUAUUAACUGCUAAAAUGUUCAGUGCUGCGGUUUUGAGACCGGGAUUUUUGUGCCUCUUGUAAAAUUUCACAAAUCUGCAAGACGUUAUUACUUCUUUUCUACCUACAACGGAUUGUCCAUAUGAUGUUAGAAUGUGGCACUAUAUGUAAUUUAAUGUGUUUUAUAACUCUUACUGAAAAUAAUGAAUAAACAAACUUCUCUACUACACUGCGGUGUUAAUGUUUCUGCCUCACAGAGUUCACUCAUGAGUUACUAGCUGUGCGGAGUUUAUUUAUUGCAUAUUUUCCAUGUGUUUGUUUGUUUGUUUGUUUGUUUGUUUGUUUGUUUCCAGGCUGCUUAAACCAACUGC
Tachysurus vachellii is the source of this 1055-nucleotide messenger RNA. RefSeq names its product urate (5-hydroxyiso-) hydrolase b (gene urahb). The transcript has 4 exons. The coding region runs from base 122 to 571 and encodes 149 amino acids. Lineage: Eukaryota; Metazoa; Chordata; Actinopteri; Siluriformes; Bagridae. Gene Ontology annotation, molecular function: hydroxyisourate hydrolase activity. The record is from RefSeq and is a predicted model, not a curated record. Gene Ontology annotation, biological process: purine nucleobase metabolic process.